Messenger RNA from Puccinia triticina, 390 nucleotides. RefSeq lists its product as uncharacterized. The transcript is spliced from 4 exons. Gene Ontology annotation, biological process: microtubule cytoskeleton organization; mitotic cell cycle. Gene Ontology annotation, cellular component: cytoplasm; microtubule. The coding region runs from base 1 to 390 and encodes 129 amino acids. The record is from RefSeq and is a predicted model, not a curated record. Gene Ontology annotation, molecular function: GTP binding; structural constituent of cytoskeleton; GTPase activity. NCBI's taxonomy places the organism in Eukaryota, Fungi, Basidiomycota, Pucciniomycetes, Pucciniales, Pucciniaceae.
AUGAUGGCUGCCUCAGACCCGAGACACAGCCAAUACUUGACCGUCGCCGCCUACUUCCGUGGUAAGGUUUCGAUGAAAGAAGUCGAAGAAAACAUGCUGUCAGUCCAAAGCAAGAACUCGAACUACUUUGUUGAGUGGAUUCCAAACAACGUCCAAACCGCUCAUUGUGACAUCGCACCUCGUGCACACAAGAUGUCUGUGACAUUUAUCGGUAACUCGACUGCCAUCCAAGAUUUGUUCAAGCGGGUGGCCAAUCAAUUCACGGCCAUGUUCAGACGUAAAGCUUUCCUGCAUUGGUACACUGGAGAAGGAAUGGACGAGAUGGAAUUCACGGAAGCAGAAUCCAACAUGCAGGAUCUGGUUGCUGAGAUUGGAUUCUUGAUCCAAUAG